UCAAUAAAAUUAAGUUCAUAGCAGAUCUACACACACUAAGAGGGCUAUUAACAGUCUUCCAGCUGAGAAAAUUGUUCAUUGGUAAGUUAGAAGUCUUCACAGAUUCAAAUGGCGAACACGAUUUUUGGUUCCUUGCUGUCUCCGUUCGUGCAGACAGUGGCUCUAACUCUGUACGAGAAGGGCCAGGAAUUCGAGUCGGUGGUGAGCGACUAUAAAUCCGCUGAGUAUAAGGCCACUCUGAAUCCCUUUGGAAAGGUGCCGUCAUUCAAGGACCAGGAUAUAACUUUAUACGAGUCCAAAGCCAUAGCGAGGUAUAUCGCUAACAAGUACGAGGGUCAGGGUACUCCUCUGUUCGGAACGACACCUCAUGAGACAGCGCUCGCGGAGCAGUGGCUAGAAAUACAUUCCCAUCACUUUUUGGCACCCUUGAAUGUGAUCGGGGAGGAACUCAGGAAGAAAAGUACGGAUCCAAACUUCGACUUCACUGUUAUGGAUACCGCACUGGCGGCUCAAGGGAAAACGCUGGACGUUUACGAAGCACGACUUUCAGAAUCCAAGUACCUAGCUGGGGAUCACUACACUUUGGCCGAUCUCGUCCAUCUUCCGAUAUUUUUUAUUUUGACUGUCGUAUUAGACGAGGAACGGAGGAAGAUCAUCACGAACCGGCCCCAUCUCAAUGCUUGGUUUGAGGAUAUGAAAUCUCGACCUGCUUGGAAGAAGGUGGAACAACCCAGUUCAAGUUACACCAACAAUUAUUGACAUCGAUCGAUCUAAUCCAGUCGCCAUUUCCAGUCUCGAAGUGUGUAAUUUAGUGGACCACCGAGUCGUUCUAGUGCUUUCGAAUUGACAGAAUUCUCAGGGCAUAGCAGAUUGCUCGUCUGCAGAGCUGAGAUCUUGAAUUAACAGGUCGCUCACGUUUUCAAACAUUAACUGUUGCUACCCAUUUUGUGCACUCUGUGCUGGAAAGAUAUACCGAGCAACAUUUUGGAAGAAUGUUCUCAAGGUGCGCCAUUAUC
Marchantia polymorpha subsp. ruderalis is the source of this 1016-nucleotide messenger RNA. Lineage: Eukaryota; Viridiplantae; Streptophyta; Marchantiopsida; Marchantiales; Marchantiaceae. The record is from the annotation of a GenBank genome assembly.